GAUUUCAAACACGAAGACUCCUCAUUCCUUCCUCUCUCUGGCUCUCUGCUCACCUAUUUGUAUCCAAUUUUCGUUCACCUUCCCUCAGUUGAAAUCUCUUCAACUAUUCCAUAAACUUCAACCUCAAAGCGAUUUGAAGCUUCUUCAAGUUAUUUCCUCUUUCCCGUUUUUUGUUUGUGCAGACUAAAACAUGGCUCAUAAACAUCUACAUGAGCUAUUAGUCGAAGAUCAAGAACCUUUCGUACUGCAGAACUACAUUGAAGAGAGACGAUGCCAGCUGAAAAGAUCGGUACCCAAAGGCCAACUACAGGUUAAGACGCGGAAACCCAUCUACGAGAACUCGAGUUUUCCUGCUAGCUUCUGUAGAAAUGCUUGCCUUUUCUCCUUUCACGAUUCUCCGGACGUGAGAAAAUCCCCUCUUUUCGAUUUCUCUUCCCCAUUGAAAAGCCCUUGUAGAAACUCGAAUUCGCUUUUCAUUCAUAUCCCAUCGAAGACGGCAGCCCUGUUGCUUGAUGCUGCACUCCGGAUUCAGAAGCAACCAUCUUCCUCGAAAACCACUGGGAAGACUCUGGGUUCUGGGUUUUUGGGAUCAAUAUUAAAGAGGAUAAACCUCCGGAAGCGGAAUCGAAAGCCACAAAUCAAAGGGAACGAGAUGAGGGUCUCGGUGAAGGAUAUCUUGAGGCGGGAUUCGUCUGAUGGGCGCAAAGCAUUUACAAUGGAGAGGCGGCAAGACCGAAAAGAGACAAUCGAAGCUUUGGACGGAAACAGGGUUGUUUCCGAGAUGGGUUUAUCUUGCUCGUGUAACAGCACACUUAGCAGUGUCUGGUCUGAGAGUAACGAAGAUAAAUCCGAAGAUUUGGAGACUUCGAGUAGCAGCAGGUCCGAUGAAGACUCCGAAGAGAUGGAAUUCCUCGUCGACGAGAGGAAUAAUGGAGAUUAUGGUUCGUAUGACAAGGCAUUCUGUUCGAGUCCUUUCCGUUUCGCCCUCCAAAAGAGUCCCUCUCCAGGUCGCCGGACGCCGGAAUUUGGUUCUCCGGCGACGUCUCCUAGACGCCGCAUAAAAGAGAGGGAAGAAGGAAGCCUGAGUUGUGUGGGAAAUAAGGAUUACGUUGGAGAAGAAGAAGAAGAGAAGGAACAAUGCAGUCCUGUCUCUGUAUUGGACCCUCCCUUCGACACUGACGUCGAUGAUGAUGAUGAGGAGGAGGGCGACAACAGCAGCGAUGACGGUGACCACCGACACCAUCAACGAGAUUAUGACUGUGAAGAAGUAGAAAAGGAUGAUAACCAUCUUGAGCUUGAAGAAGACGAGCAGAGUUAUGAGCUCCAACGCAGCUUCGAAAGCGUAAAGAGAGCAAAGCAAAAGCUUUUACACAAGUUGCGAAGAUUUGAAAGGCUUGCAGAGUUAAAUCCCAUUGAGCUUGAGAAGAGAAUGUUGGAAGUGGACAAUGAUGAUGAGGAGGUGGAAGAAGAAGGAUUUGAUGAAAGUUAUGGGUCAGUAUCCCCAGAUGAAGAUGAGGAGGAGAGUUUUGUUGAAACAGUGUAUAGCCGGUUUCGGUUAUGUGACAGAGAGGGGAAGGGGAAGAUGAUUACAGGGGACAUGAAGCAACUCAUAUUAGACCUGAUCGCGGAGGAAGGAAGAAGGGUUGAUAAUGAUGAUGAUGAUGAUGAUGAUAAUGGUGUAGAUAUGGAAGAAGUGGUGAAGAAUGUGAGCAAGAGAUUGGAGUCAUGGAAGGGGGUGGAGUCUGAUACCAUAGACAUGAUGGUUGAUUUGGACUUGAGAAGGGAAGGCGACGAGUGGAGGAGACGCCAAGAGCAGGUGCAAGAGAUUGCAAUUGAGAUUGAAUUCACCAUCUUUGGGUUACUGCUACAGGAACUCUCUGAUGAAUUUGUCCGAUCAUAGCCAGUCUUAUUUUCUGAUUUACAGUACUUAUUGCUGCUACAUCUAACCAAUUUUAUUUUAUUUUUUAAUCUUUUUAUUUCUCAAUCUUUUUAAUUUUGUAAUGGAGGCUAGUCAAAAGCUCUAAGAUUGCUUAAUUUGUGAAGUUUUAAGGUAGAGCAGAGACAUGACCCAAGGGAGGACUGGUUUAAAGGCCUCAUGAGAUACCAUAUCCUUGGGUGUAUGUAUCGUAUCAGGGUAAUAUAAUAUUGUAAAUGUUAGGAUGAUGUAUGUAUUAUUAAUAGAUAACAUGAGAUGUAUCUAUUUCUUAA
Messenger RNA from Telopea speciosissima, 2208 nucleotides. RefSeq lists its product as uncharacterized. The coding region runs from base 191 to 1900 and encodes 569 amino acids. The transcript has 3 exons. The record is from RefSeq and is a predicted model, not a curated record. Lineage: Eukaryota; Viridiplantae; Streptophyta; Magnoliopsida; Proteales; Proteaceae.